AUGUUUUGGUUAAAACGUCAGAUAUUAAACGUCUUGGUAUUCUUACCCUUAUCAAAAAAGGAUGAAAAUGUCACCUACGCAUACAAUCCUUUUGUAUUAAACAAUGACAGUGUUAUUUCAGAACGAGGUAAACUCGAGUCCAUUAACGUUAUAUCAAAGGAAGACAUAUUUCAAUGUUUAUCAACGUUAAAUCAUCGUCGUACGAAUAAUUUGUAUGGAUACAAAUUAAACGUAGGUCUCUUUCAACAAUAUCAAACAUUAAUGAAAACUCAAGAGAUACCAUUAAAAGGCUCAGUUUAUGAAUAUUCUCUGGGAUAUAUGGGUACCAAUGCAAUGAUCAUGGGAACAAUCGCUAAAUAUAUGAAUUUUACGGCUAAUGAGAUCAAUCCAGAUGAUAGAAUUAAAUUUGGACACGAGUUACCAAAUGGUACUUUAGUUGGAACUUUAGGUGAUAUUGCCUAUGGCAGAGCGGAUGUAACAUUUGCGUCUUUUUUCGUCAAACCCUAUAGCAAGAAUAAACAUAAUUUUGAAUUUACCAGCCAGACGGGAUAUGACAGCAUCUGCGUGUUCGUACCUAAAGCUCGGAAAAUACCGAAAUGGCUUCGAAUACAUCACAUAACAAAAAUUUUCGAUCGAAUAAAGCUCGCUUACAAAGUAUUCCAAUUCACCGUUGGAUUUCCAACGAAAUUACCACGUUCCUGUCCGGAAAGAAUACUUUUAUCUACUCUCUCAAUCACAAACGUUACAAUAGCUGGAUUGUUUGGAGGACUAUUGUACAAAAGUUUAACCAACGAUAUAUAUUACAAAGAUAUCGAUUUAUUAUCUGAAUUAGAUGCUUCCGGAUUACCAAUUGUUUUUAUGAAAUACAAUUUAGUGGACGUGUUUGCUGACGAAUCUACAGGAUCACCUGUAUUAAAUAAUUUAAGAAAAAAAUAUAAAUAUGGCAUGAGAGCGUUACACGAUGCAUCAUUUUUUCGAAAUGCAAGUGGAUUAAUUAGGAAGAAACAUUAUUAUUUAACUGAACAAAAUUUGUUGAACGAUGAUCUGUCACCUAAAUUACAUCUGGUCAAAGAAUGUCCACGUAAUUAUUAUUUGGCAUAUCCAAUACGAAAGAAUUCGUAUUUGCUCGAAAAGAUCGAUCUUCUAAUUUGCAGAUUACACGAAGCUGGUUUAGUGACAUUGUGGAACAAUCGUACCGUAAUGGAUUUACUUUACCAUGGAAGAAAAGCUUCAUCGAGAACGCAAGUACAUGCGGAAAACAAAUUUGUUCCGUUUAAUUUGGAAGACAUGCAGACACCAUUCUAUUUGCUAAUAGUCGGACUAUUACUGUCAUCAAUCGUUUUCUGCGAUGAGAAAGGAUGGUUCAAGCUAUUCGUCAAAGAUAAAAAAAGACGGCCAAUUGUAUAUACUUAUCCACGUAUAAGUGCAGUUUCAUUCGGCAACAAAAGUACAAGGAAAUGGGGAUUUAUUUUAAGAUGA
This is a messenger RNA of Polistes dominula (European paper wasp), 1479 nucleotides long. RefSeq lists its product as uncharacterized. NCBI's taxonomy places the organism in Eukaryota, Metazoa, Arthropoda, Insecta, Hymenoptera, Vespidae. The record is from RefSeq and is a predicted model, not a curated record.